Messenger RNA from Zingiber officinale, 1556 nucleotides. RefSeq lists its product as uncharacterized. The transcript has 2 exons. The record is from RefSeq and is a predicted model, not a curated record. Lineage: Eukaryota; Viridiplantae; Streptophyta; Magnoliopsida; Zingiberales; Zingiberaceae. Bases 268 to 1290 code for a protein of 340 amino acids.
AAGUCUGCCGUCUGCGAGCCCUCGGCCGUUUGGCCGAGAAAUGACCAAGAAAUUGACGUCUAGUGUCCUUUCUCUCUCUGUCUCUCUCCCUCCUCCUCUUUCUUUUCUCGCAUCUCCACCAACUCCACCUCAAAAAGGUGCAUUUCGCUCUCUUCUCCUCCUCUUCUCUUCCACCAGCUCGCUCGGCUUACGCCGGAGGAACUCUGCUUCCCUUCCCUGCACUGCCCGUCUGUGUUGGAGAAAGAAGAGAGAAAGGAAAGAACGAAAAUGGCCCCUUUCUUCCUCUAUUUCUUUGUCUCCCUCCUCUCCGGAGUCACGUCGCAGGCCGCAAGCCCGGAGCUUCGUCCCCUCAGCUCCGACGGCUUCGACCCCACCACCGUCCCUUCCUUCCCCGUCGCACGGGGCGUCAACCAGAGCUCGGCCUGCCACCUGGACCUCUCCGACGAGCUCUUCGGCGGGGUCAGCGACGCCUGUGCCCGCGGCACCCUCGACCGGAGCCGAUGCUGCCCCGUUCUCGCCGCCUGGCUCUUCGCCGCGCACGCUCGCUACGCGCUCGAGCUCCGGCCGCCGCCGCAGGCCGAGGAGGGCCUCGCUGCCGCCGACGGGCCGAUGAUGCCGGACGACAACCAGAAGUGCGUGGACACGCUGCACAGCGCGCUGGAGCGGCGCGGUAUCCGCCUGCCGCGGGCCAACGCCACCUGCGACACCGUACUCUGCUUCUGCGGCAUCCGGCUCCACCAGGUUGGGUCGCUUCGGUGCCCGGCAGCCUUUAACGUCAGUGGCGGAAAGGAUCCUCCGCGGAACGCCACGCCGACGGCGGCGGUCCGUCAGCUGGAGCGCGACUGCCUCAACUCGUCGUACGCCGGCUGCACUCGAUGCUUGCACUCUCUCGAAAAGGUCAAGGGAAACGGCGGCGGGGUAAACAGCAGCGUAAGCGGAAACCGGACGGCGAGAAUGUUCGGCCGCGACUGCCAACUAAUGGGCCUGACGUGGCUGCUGGCCAGGAACCGGACGGCGUACAUCCCCACGGCCUCCGCCGUCCUGCGCGCCGUGCUCUACAGCGCCCAUCCACCGCAGGGCGGCGGCGGCGGAGAUUCGCCGGAUUACAAGUGCAGCCCUGACCAGGAGAACAUGCCACUGGCCGUCGAUUCCCUCCAAUUCCAGCAGCUCGCCGGCUCCUCCGCUGCAGCUCCACCCUCUCGUGUUCCCGCCGGUUCCUUCGCUUUUGCACUUGCGCUCUCUUCCACCUUUUUGCUGCUCCUUCCCCUCUCUCGGCUUCACUCGCUAUAAGACGCAGACGGCGGUGCUCACACUUUACAUUUUCUAUCCAACUUUUUGUUGCUUUUUGUCCAUUUUUUCCCGUUUUAGACAGUCAGAUAAUAUAUUGUAGUUUUUUUUUUUUGUCUUAAAAAAAGUUCAGGAUCAGUAUCAUUAGCCUAUGAUAAUGGAAAGAUGAGCAACAUGGCCAGCUCCAUGAUCAAAGUUGCCACCAUUUGUGAAAUUAAAACUAAUUCACGUUACAUAAAGAGAUAUGUUAUUCUGUUAUCUUGGCAAAA